Molecule: messenger RNA, 1325 nt
Organism: Thermothelomyces thermophilus ATCC 42464
Lineage: Eukaryota; Fungi; Ascomycota; Sordariomycetes; Sordariales; Chaetomiaceae
Exons: 2
Coding region: 106-1194 (362 amino acids)
Biological process (GO): ubiquinone biosynthetic process
Molecular function (GO): methyltransferase activity
Source: RefSeq, a predicted model, not a curated record
UCGCAUCCGAAGUCGAGCGCGCGCGUUGCAUCAAUAAGCUGAUCCCGCGAGCUGCCUUUCCAGAUCCGGUCCCGAAGCUGCGCCGGUGCCGUCAAUUCGCUCAGCAUGGCUGCCCGGACAGCUCUCAGAAGGGCGCUCCGUCCCGUGCGGAACGCCGUCACGCACCCCGCCCAACAAGUACAUUUUACACGGCCCUUUUCGACAACCGUUCCCUCCCUUGCCGCGAGUUCCUCCCCGUCCUCGGCAACCCCCGAAUAUGCGAUCCCCGACCCGUCCAGGCCAACACACUUUGGCUUCCAGACGGUAACGGAAGGCGAGAAGAGGGAGCGGGUGGCCGGCGUGUUCACGAGCGUCGCCGAGUCAUACGAUCGCAUGAAUGAUCUGAUGUCCUUUGGUUGGCACCGGGUGUGGAAAGACCAUUUUGUCGCCUCCCUCAACCCGGGCUUCUCCCCCCUCACCAGCGACGGGGACCCCCGCGGGCCGCAACACAUCCUCGACGUCGCCGGCGGCACCGGCGACAUCGCCUUCCGCAUGCUGCACACGGCCCACGUGCUCAACGGCAACCCGUCCGUGCGGGUGACCAUGUCGGACAUCAACCGGGCCAUGCUCACGGUGGGCAAGCAGCGCUCGGCCCAGCUCCCGGCCUCGCAGCGAGCGGCCCUCUCCUUUGUCGAGGCCAACGCCGAGGACCUCAGCCGAACCCGGCCGCUGCACCCGUACCCGUCCCCCUCGGAGCCGACGACGCACGACAGCCAGACGCAGAAGCCCGAGCAGGCCUUCUUCGACCCGGCCACCGCGACCGGCUCCAUCCCGGAUUCGAGCGUCGACCUCUACACGGUCGCCUUCGGCAUCCGCAACUUCAGCAACAUCCCCGCCGCCCUGCGCGAGGCCCGCCGCGUGCUCAAGCCCGGCGGCGUCUUCGCCUGUCUCGAGUUCAGCAAGGCCGACAAGCACCCGCUCUUCAACAGCCUGUACAAGGAGUGGUCCUUUCGCGCCAUCCCCCUCAUCGGCCAGCUCGUCGCCGCCGACCGCGACAGCUACCAGUACCUCGUCGAGAGCAUCGAGCGCUUCCCGAGCCAGACCGAGUUCCGCGACAUGAUCGUCGACGCCGGCUUCGUCGUCGCCGGCGAAGGCUACGAGGACCUCACCGGCGGCGUGGCCGCCAUUCAUAAGGGCAUGAAGCCCCGGGAUUGAUCUCCUACUUGUCUACCUCAAUGGUCCGGCAAUUAAAAGAAAAAUAAAUAACUUGAUAUCAACAAUAAUAAACAAAACCAAGCCGGUUCGAAAGAAAGGGGAGGCGGAGAGGAGGGUUGGGCCCGCGGGGG